UGUCAAACACCAUCCAGUGUUCAUCACCCAUGUCUCCAAUGAAAUAACUUCUCCUCUCCCGGCUCCCAAUAAAACGCCAGCAAUGGCCCUCUCCUUUCAACUCCUGGACCUUUCUUUCCUCCUCACCCAAGGAACAUAAGAUACAGCUCUUGCCUCCACGAUAAGAUAAACCACCGAGACGGAAAGAGACAGCUAGAGAAAGCGAGCAAGGUAGUUUAAGGCUGAGAGGGGAAGAGCAGAGCAGAGAGAUGAUCUUGAGAGUAGAAGUGAUGGCUUCUUCUUCUUCUUCUUCUUCCUCGUCCUUCUUCCUCCUCUUGUUGGGUGUUGCGCUGUUCCUCUCCAAUGAGGCUACUGCUCUCCCAGAACUGCCCAACCUCACCACCCUCGCUUUUGAGGAAGGCUAUACACAGCUAUUUGGAGACUCCAAUCUCAUGCUUCAUCGCGAUGGCAGGAGCGUCCACCUCUCCCUCGACCGGCGGACCGGUGCUGGAUUUGCGUCACAAGACCUCUAUCGCCAUGGAUUCUUCAGUGCCUCCAUCAAACUGCCUGCAGAUUACGCUGCCGGAGUCGUUGUUGCCUUUUAUAUGUCGAACGGAGAUGUAUUCGAGAAGACACACGAUGAAUUGGAUUUCGAAUUCUUGGGGAAUAUAAGAGGCAGGGAGUGGAGGGUUCAGACAAAUGUUUAUGGGAACGGGAGCACCGCGGUUGGUAGGGAAGAGAGAUACGGGCUCUGGUUCGAUCCCACAGAGGACUACCAUCAGUACUCCAUACUGUGGAGCGGUGAAAGGAUCAUAUUUUACAUUGACGACAUCCCCAUCAGGGAGGUGGUGCGGACCCAAGCCAUGGGCGGGGACUUCCCCUCGAAGCCCAUGUCCCUCUAUGCCACCAUAUGGGAUGGCUCCACUUGGGCCACCUCGGGCGGCCGCUACAAGGUCAACUACAAAUAUGCCCCUUACGAAGCCGAGUUCGCCGACCUUGUGCUCCAUGGCUGCGCCGUCGAUCCGAUUGAACACAGAACCACCUGUCUGGGAUACGACGCCGCAGUCUACGAUUCCAUCACAAUGUCAGCAGAUCAACGGACGGCGAUGGACAAGUUCCGAAAGAAGCACAUCACCUACUCGUACUGUCAUGAUCGCGUUCGUUAUCCGACACCACCACCGGAGUGUAAUCUCGGUCCUGAAGCCGAGGAUUUCCUUGCAUCAGGCGAGGCAAAGUUGAGCUAUCGCCGCCGCCGCGGUAAGCGCUACGGCCGCAGCCCGGUGGACUCAGUUCUCUGAGUCCCAGUGGUUUGGAUAUCGAAUAAGUGGUUCAGGUACUGCGAGGGGAAUUUAUUUUUUGUGUACCAUCUACUCUACUAUUCUGGUGUUGUAUAGCAAAUUUGAAUUGACGUCGGAUAGAUUAGAUUCACAUUUGUUUAGGUGACAUGCAUAUGUAUAACCUAGUCUGUCCAAGCUUGUUUUGGAGUCUCGUCUUGCUCAACAGUGGUUCCCGCCCUUUCUAGUUUCC
Molecule: messenger RNA, 1506 nt
Organism: Musa acuminata subsp. malaccensis (wild Malaysian banana)
Lineage: Eukaryota; Viridiplantae; Streptophyta; Magnoliopsida; Zingiberales; Musaceae
Product: probable xyloglucan endotransglucosylase/hydrolase protein 28
Biological process (GO): xyloglucan metabolic process; cell wall biogenesis
Cellular component (GO): apoplast; cell wall
Molecular function (GO): xyloglucan:xyloglucosyl transferase activity; hydrolase activity, hydrolyzing O-glycosyl compounds
Source: RefSeq, a predicted model, not a curated record